UCCUGGGGACACGGCAUAGCUGGGACCCAUGGUGGGACCUGCGGUCCCCGUGAUGUGGGACACCCUGCCCGCCUGCCAUGCCUUCAGGUGCCAGCACCGUCCUCGAGGUGUCGUGUGGCUCUGCCUCCUGCUCCUGCUGCCUGUCUGUGUCCCUGCCACCGUCACCAACCCUGGCAUCAAGGCCUGGCUGACCCGAAGUUCGCUGGAGUUUGGCCGCCGCUUUGGGCUGGAGCUGUUCCAGUCGACGCUGCAGAAGGAGCAUGAACUGAACCUGACAGGAUCCUACAACAUCCCACUCCUGGGGAACCUCACCUACGCUGUGCCACGGAUCCACAUCCAUGAACUGCAGAUGAACGACUCCACACUGGACUUUGCCGAGGACGUGGGGGUGAGGCUGAUGGUGCAACGUGCCCAAAUCCAGCUCAGCGCCGACUGGGCAGCCCAGCUGGGCGCCAUCCAGGACAGUGGCUCUGUGGAGCUCCGCAUGCGGGACCUGGCCGUGGCAGCGGUGCUGGGGGUGAGCGACGACGGCGGCGGCCGCCCCACGGUGUGGAGUGCUGGAUGUGACACCCACGGCACCGACCUGCACAUGGAGUUUCACCGUGGAUACAGCUGGAUCUACAACCUGCUGGCACCGCUGCUCCAGAGAACCCUACGGCAGCAGCUAAACAAGCAGCUCUGCCUUGAGCUCCAGAGGGGCAUUGACAAACUGGAUGCUGCCCUGAAGCACAUGAAAGUGUCCACCCAGCUGGAUGCCUUUGCUGCCAUCGACUACUCCCUGCUGGGACCGCCGGCCUUCACAGCGGAGCACGGGGACAUUGCCCUCAAGGGGGAGAUCUUCAGGGUGGGCAUGUACCAGCAGAGACGCUCAGCACUGCCUGUGGCACUGCCCAUGUCUCUGCCUGUGUCUCUGCCCGUGGCACUGCCCUUGGCACUGCCCACACUGAUGCCCAAGGCACUGCCCGUGGCACGUGAGCCCAUGCUGCUGAUGGCUGUCACCGAGUUUGUUGCCAACUCAGCCGCCUUCACGUACUUCACGGCUGGGGCCCUGAGCAGGAACAUCUCCAGCGACAUGCUCCCACAGAGGUUCCCAUUCCAGCUGAGGACCAAGAGCAUGGGGGUCUUCUCCCCACAGGGACAGUUCCCAUCCCUGUGCCUGGCUCUGACCCUGAUCUUUUCCUUCAGACUCAGCGUGACACAGGUGGCAUCAAAUGUGGGCCCUGUGGAGGUGAAGCGCCUGGAGACUCUGCUGAAGUUUGGGCUCUGGCUUUUUGGGGUGCCCCGAGCAAACAAGUGGCUCCAGGCUGGCAUCCCUCUGCCUCUCCCACAAGGCCUCAGCCUGCUCAGGCCCCGAGUUUCGCUGCAAGAGGACUUCGUGCUCAUCGCCACGGACCUGCAAUAUGAGCCAUGAGACCGCC
Messenger RNA from Manacus vitellinus (golden-collared manakin), 1418 nucleotides. RefSeq names its product bactericidal permeability-increasing protein-like. The transcript has 14 exons. The record is from RefSeq and is a predicted model, not a curated record. NCBI's taxonomy places the organism in Eukaryota, Metazoa, Chordata, Aves, Passeriformes, Pipridae. Gene Ontology annotation, biological process: innate immune response; lipopolysaccharide-mediated signaling pathway; defense response to Gram-negative bacterium. The coding region runs from base 29 to 1411 and encodes 460 amino acids. Gene Ontology annotation, molecular function: lipopolysaccharide binding.